Messenger RNA from Tyto alba (common barn owl), 5958 nucleotides. RefSeq names its product hippocampus abundant transcript-like protein 1. The record is from RefSeq and is a predicted model, not a curated record. Gene Ontology annotation, biological process: transmembrane transport. Gene Ontology annotation, molecular function: transmembrane transporter activity. Gene Ontology annotation, cellular component: membrane. The coding region runs from base 2970 to 4532 and encodes 520 amino acids. NCBI's taxonomy places the organism in Eukaryota, Metazoa, Chordata, Aves, Strigiformes, Tytonidae. The transcript is spliced from 12 exons.
UUCUUUGAUCAGUAACAAUGUUAUCAGUGGUGACAAAAAUUAUCAUUAAUUUUCUAGAGUAUGCACCAAAUAACACACAUGUGGCAGUUAUACUUCUGUCAGACCAGAUGCUGGAUACAUGCGAAGUUGGUCAGACAGCACUAUUGUGGUUUCUGUUUCAAAGACUCUGAGUCUGUAAGAUUGCCAAAACUUCAGCCUUAAAAUAAAAGAGCAGAUAUGCAGAGCUGCACCAAACUUCCACCUGUCCUGGCUGUGAGACAUUAGUGUAUGCUUACAGAAAGGGUGGAAAAUAUGAGCAACAGCAGAGGAUCUUCCAACCAACUCACCCAGCUUCGUAAAGCUUGGGGACUUUGUAUUGCUUAAUAGCCCUCAAUGGAAUUUUUAUUUCACAGAUUUGCGUAAUUGCCUAUUAAACCACUUGUACUUUUGAACCAAAAUAUCCUGUGGAAAUGAGUUCCAUGAUUUAAUGACAAUUUGCCUGGGAAAACACUCGCUUCUGUUUGUUUUAAACUUGUUAGUUGAUUAUGCCAUUUAGAGACUCCUCUUCCUGAAUUAUAAGAGAAUAUCAAGGAAUGAGAACAUAAUUUCUCCCUACCAGUCAGGACUUUAUAACUGCUGUUGUCUUGUUCCCUUUCCUCAGCUAUCUCUCAUACACUGAAGUCAUUCCAUGAGUCUGCUCAUCCUGGUCUCCAUGUUCUACUUUUUUUGUUUGGUUUGGUUUUGUUUUGUUGUUUUUUUUUUUUUUUUUUUUUUGUUUUGUUAAUUACUUUAUUUUUGACAGAGGGAUAAGAACAGCAUAGAUCCUUCAGGGAUUCACAAUGUGUUGACACAGUAUUUUCAACUUUUUUCUUGCGUAGAUAUUUUGUAAUAUUUUCAGAAUUUCUGUUUUCUUUUUUAACCAUUUCUGAGCCUUCAGAAGAGUUUCCAGUAUCUUUCCUCAGUAGAAACAGCUAAUUCAGAGAUCUAUAAACACAAUGAUUAAUUAGAACUAUUUUUCCCCUUGAUGACCUAUCUUUAUGCAUCAACACUUUCAGCUGACGUUUUAGCAUUUGCUCGAUUUUGUUAUAUUCUUUUACAAAUAUUUAUUGUUUUGAUCAUGCUGAAUAGCAUUCUGUAAUAAGCUUUAUAUCUUCAUUAUUAAUCCCCACUCCAGAUAGCUUAAACAUAUUACUUAGGAAUAUUUGAAAAACUAUAGAGCACAGAAUUGAAAGGAACUGUACUAGCAACAUCUAUUUGUAAACUGAGUAUUUAUUCCUUCUUUUUGUUUCCAGUUAUUUGGUUAACAAGCUCUUAAUAAACACUAUAUACCUAGCUCAGCAAGUGAACAAAACCCUUCCAACUUCAAAUUCUGUAUGGGACAAGGACAUAAUGACAUAAAAUUACCAGUAGCUAUCUAUUGAGCCUGAAUCAUCAGCCAUAAAAGCUGACAGAAGACUUUCUAUUGAUUUGUGUAAGAAUUGGAUUAAAUACCUAAGUGGUAUAUGUAAACAUUUUAAUGCUGAUCUUUUCAAAAUACAACAAUGAUUUAUUUCAAGCAGUACUUUUUACAUGAACCUGAUGUCGUAGCCAGAAACCUGUCUACUGACAAAAGCUAAUACAUUAGGCUUAUAAACUCAUACCUUUCUAACUGAAGAAGCACUGUGAAGCCUGUUAAUUAAAGAAACCUCCCAAACACCUAAAAUGCUAAGGGAUGAAGUGUCUUGGUUUUCAAGUCAACAGAGAAAUGGUCAAGUCUUCAAAGGAGCAAAAUUAUUACUGUACUUCAUAGUGGUGACUACUUUUGAAGAAAUUAAAGGUUUUGUAGGAGCUUCUAGGCUACCAGAAUGAAAAAAGUGGAAAGCAAGCAUGAAAUUCUGCACACAAUUACCUUGGGCUGGCUAGGAAAAGCAAUUUUAAAUAAUAUGUAAUACUAAUCCCCAUAUAAUAAGAAAAAUAAUCUUGCAUAUCUAUUUAGUUCGCAGUAUCCAACAUUUCUCUUAAAAUGCAGAUUUCUACUUUAAACAAAACAGAGCUUCAGAAAAAGUUCAUGUAGAGAAAUGCUUUCAAGUUAACAGGCACUACUUUUCUAAAAGAGAAUGCUUGUUAAAUUGCUGUGCAAUGUACCAUAGAAGUUUCACAAUGUGCCACAUUUAGCAAAUACGUAGCUUGUUAUACACUGACAAAAUAGAUACACAGCAUAUAGAAAACGGCAUUUUAGGUUAAACAGUUAUUAUUCUAGCAAAGCUCUCAUCUUGUGAACAGCCUGGUACUGAGCACAAAGCACCUGAGAUAUCAGGGAAAACAAUGGCUCGACCCCAGUAACGUAUCAAACACAGAGGGCAGUGUCUGCAGGAUGAAAGCCUCGCGGCGCUGGCCACCUGCAGGCGUCCUGAGCUCUCUGGUGAGCAGCUUAUUCUGGAUGGGCGAGUGGCCUGCUGUAUUGAUUCUUCACGGUCUGUUAGUAGCCCAUCACCUUUACUGCACUACAGUACCUCAGACGGCUCGGUUUGCGCCCGUGCAGCGAACUGGGAGUAGUCAGCUCUGCUUACGAUAACCGGCUGGCCUCGCAGUGCUUCAGUGAGGGCAAAGCGAGCUUGCAGGUCCACCUGCCGGCUGAGGGCCGGGGGGCCCGGCACGGCAGAGCGGAGCCGCACAAGCCGCGAGUCUGGUAGAGAUUCACAGUCUCAGAGGGAAGCUGGGAGCCGUCCUCGGCCGCGCUCCCGCGGGGCCGCGGCCUCUCAGCCGUUAACGGCCCAGCCGCGGGUGCCUCCGCGCAAAGCCACCGGAGAGGCUGGCACGCGGCCUCCCGGCGCCUCGCAGCAGCUCCGCGGGGCCGAGCGGUGACGUGUGCCCGGCGGCGGCGGCUGAGCCCCGCCUCGCCCAGGCGGCGCGGCGGGGGAGGCGGCUGCGGGCGUGGGGCGCUACCCCAAGCCCGGUCCGCAGCCGCUGCUCCUCCGGCCCGGCCUCGCCGGCAGGAUGGUGGGAGCGAGAUGAGCCCCGAAUCGAAGCCGCCACCAGCCCCGGCCCGCGGGGGGGAAGAGGAGGAAGAAGAGGAGAAGGCGGUGGCGGCGCCGUCGCCGUGGAGGGGGGGCGGCUGCAUCAUGCUGGUGAAGAGGGUCGGCCUGAAGGCGGGCGGCGGCGGCGCGCAACAAGGUAUUGGUCGGCCAAGUGUAUACCAUGCAGUGGUGGUCAUAUUUCUAGAAUUCUUUGCCUGGGGGCUCUUGACGACUCCAAUGCUAACGGUCUUACAUGAAACAUUUUCCCAUCAUACAUUUUUAAUGAAUGGUCUUAUUCAAGGUGUUAAGGGUUUUUUGUCUUUUCUCAGUGCUCCGCUAAUAGGUGCUCUAUCAGAUGCGUGGGGAAGAAGAUCAUUUCUCCUUCUUACUGUUUUCUUCACCUGUGCCCCAAUUCCAUUAAUGAGAAUAAGUCCAUGGUGGUACUUCGCUAUGAUAUCCGUAUCUGGAAUAUUUUCUGUUACCUUUUCUGUAAUAUUUGCAUACGUAGCUGAUGUAACACAAGAACAUGAAAGAAUAACAGCCUAUGGACUGGUAAGAUACGCUAAACUUGAAAAAAAGGUAUCUGCCACCUUUGCAGCAAGUUUGGUAACUAGUCCUGCCAUUGGAGCAUACCUGUCUGCCAGCUAUGGAGAUAACCUUGUUGUACUAGUGGCCACACUGGUGGCAGUUGUGGACAUCUGCUUCAUCCUGCUAGCUGUACCAGAAUCUCUACCAGAAAAAAUGAGACCAGCUUCAUGGGGAGCUUCUAUAUCAUGGGAGCAAGCAGACCCUUUUGCAUCUCUGAAGAAGGUUAGAAAAGAUUCUACGGUUCUCCUGAUCUGCAUUACAGUGUUUCUCUCCUAUCUGCCUGAGGCUGGCCAGUAUUCUAGCUUUUUUCUGUACUUGCGACAGAUUAUAGGUUUUGGAUCUGCUAGCAUUGCGGCAUUUAUAGCUGUGGUAGGCAUUCUGUCUAUAGUAGCUCAGACUGUGUUUCUUAGUAUCUUGAUGAGAUCUAUAGGGAACAAAAAUACUGUUCUCCUUGGCCUUGGCUUUCAGAUCCUUCAGUUGGCGUGGUAUGGUUUUGGAUCUCAGUCUUGGAUGAUGUGGGCAGCAGGAGCUGUAGCAGCAAUGUCAAGCAUUACAUUCCCAGCAAUCAGUGCUCUGGUUUCACGAAAUGCAGAGUCAGAUCAACAAGGUGUUGUCCAAGGAAUAAUAACUGGAAUAAGAGGUCUGUGUAAUGGCCUGGGACCAGCACUAUAUGGCUUUAUUUUCUUUCUGUUUCAUGUGGAGCUCAGUGAAUUGCCACCUGAUCAGACUUCUGGGAAAAAAGCAAUGCAAGAUCCCAGUGAUGAGAGAGCAAUCAUUCCUGGUCCACCCUUCCUGGUUGGAGCAUGCAUUGUUCUUCUGGCUUUUCUAGUCGCCUUAUUUAUUCCUGAGCACAGCAAAGCCAGCAGUGCCAGAAAACACAGCAACAGCAUCAGCAGUACUCUGAGUAACAACCUAGACCGAAGCAGUGAAGAGGACAUUGAACCACUGCUGCAAGAUAGCAGUGUAUGAAGGCUACCUUCUGAGGAGAAUAUGGUACAAAUUCAUGCACGGAAUUGUGGCUCUGGAGGCUUAGUGGGUUGUAUGGGGUAUCGGGCCUCUGAAAGGAAGGCAGCUGUGUACAAGGGAAGGCCACAUGCUAUAUGGUACUUGAGGUUGAUACCACAUUUGCUGGAGGGUUUCUUUAGCAUGGCAGGUCACAACUAGGUGUGAUUCUACCCAGUACUUGACUGCAGAUGCUGUGUCAAAUCCUGGUAUUGGGUAGAAACCUGAAUAUCAAACAUAAUGGAAUUUUUUUAAAGUUUGAAUGUUCACUUCCCAAAGUUGUAUCCAAAAUAAUCAGGUUUGAGGCAGAGUGGUUUCUGCCACCACUGUUAGAGGUUGUUUUGUGUUUCUUAUGCCUUUUGUCUGCAUGUAGGCCUCAUGAUGUGAGAGAGGGACUGAUCUGUGUAGUUCUGGUAUCUGAAAUAGUAGUUACCAAUAAAAGUAACUAAAUUUCCUGAAGACACAUUCUCAAAUAUUAUUUAGCAAUGAGACAUCCAGUAGUUAGCAGAAAGCAAUGAUGAAACUGAGAUGACUUCUGAGUGUGUAUGAUCACACGUGACAGUCAUUACCUGUAAAUGAAAGUCAUAUUGAGGUCUUAAACCCACAUUCCAGAACAGUCAGUUCUGAGCAGUUAAAGCAAAUCCAGAUGGCACCUGAGAGCGCUGGUCGCAGUAAUGCUUUGCUAAUAAAGAACAGAACUUUAAUUGUAAAAUGAGCAAUGUCAGAAAUAUGGACACUCUGUGACUUCUGAGGUAGGAAAAACAGUGGGUGCCAGAGUAGUUUACAUCAAGAAAUAUGUAUAUUUAUUGCAUUUUGUCACUUUAUCUGCCAUAUAAAAUAAUCUUUUUUAUUAAUUCUUUUCACUCCUGCCUUAACAGCUGCUUACUGUUCAGUUAUUAAUCAUAUUUAGCCUUCAUAUCACUGUCUUACUUGCUGAAUCUCAUGGAUACAUUCAUAUCAAAUUUCCUUUCUAAAAGAUGCUUUAAAGGACUUAUGAAUGGCUACAAAUGUGCUAAUUUUUAGAGACAUUUUAUGAAAAAUACACAGAUUUAUAUGUAUUUUGCUGCAGUGUAAAUGGACCAUUAAACCCAACUUUAAUGAAGUACUCCUAUGAAUGUUUUAUAUGUAUGCAAUAUAUGUAGAUAUUUGUAAGGAGUUUUAAUUUUUCCAGAAGGGGUGCAGUGUAAAUCAUGUAUUUAUAAAUAUAAUGAGGGUACUGACAGAUAUACAGUUUUUUAAAAGGAUUGUGUAUUGACUGAACAAAUUAAAAAAAUAUAUAUUUUGAAACUUGUUCCACACUGAGCAAAGAUAACAAACCUUUUGUACAAUGCAGUUUGGUUUUUAAGUUAAUAAGCUUCCUAAUGCAUAAUAAAUCUACAUCUUAAGCUUUUUA